Molecule: messenger RNA, 1362 nt
Organism: Anisakis simplex (herring worm)
Lineage: Eukaryota; Metazoa; Nematoda; Chromadorea; Rhabditida; Anisakidae
Source: the annotation of a GenBank genome assembly
AUGCAAUACCUAAGAUGGAUGAAAACAUUUUCAGGCAACCUGCCGGCUAAUGGACCGAUGAUUGCAAGUAAACAAGAAACAGUGCAAAUAACCGCCGCAAGUGAAGCACCUGAGAGGAUCUUGAACGAAACUACCAAAACUCUGGAAAACGAUGAUCCAGUUGGACUGAACAUAUCUGUAAAAAUCGGACCAUUAUACAGUUUCAAAAUAAACCAAAACCCUAACGGUUCCCAUUCUCCACCAGUAAUUCCGCCUGUGAACGCAGAAAAGGAGACGAAUUCUGAUCGCAGAGAAAAGAAGGCUGAGUCUGACGCCACAAAAAGUACGACAAAAUCAAACAGCAAAACAAAGGAGAUAGAAUCUGAGGGCACAACAAAGAAGACGAAAUCUGAGGGCACAACAAAGAAGACAGAAUCUAAGGGCACAACAAAGAAGAUGGAAUCUGAUGGCACAACAAAGAAGACGGAAUCUGAGGGCACAACAAGUGCAAUCAUAUAUGAAACUACGCAUGGGUCCACGGUUACAUCUACGCAUGGGUUCACCGCAGCACCUGAUUUACCGACGCAGAUCGACAACUGGACUAAGAAUCUGGCACCCAGUAGUCGAGUUGAAAUCUCUGUUCGUGUAGAAGCUAAUUCAUCGUACAGUUUCAGUGUAACAGACGUCGUUGAUGCGAAACCAACUAAACAAAUUCAAGUUAAAGUGACAAUGUGCAAUGCUAAUGAGAGUGAUGCGCAACUCGUGAAUUCCUCGAAAGAUGGUUUGUAUGAAAUUUCAGCAACUGAAAUACAGCGUUUCAUCAUUAAGUUCAAUUGUUCACAUAAGAGUCGAGUGAGACGUAGUUCUGGAAAGAGGGACUACCAAAUGGAUUUAUUCAUCUAUGCAGAUAAAGGGAGCACUUCUAAAAAUAUCACUAUAGUUGGUACACUAACACCUCAAAACCAAAACGGGAGUACUCCGCCACCUACAACUGACAGAUCGUCCACCGCAGCACCUGAUUUACCGACGCAGAUCGGCAACUGGACUAAGAAUCUGGCUCCCAGUGGUCGAGUUGAAAUCUCUUUUCGUGUAGAAGCUAAUUCAUCGUACAGUUUCAGUGUAACAGACGUCGUUGAUGCGAAACCAACUAAACAAAUUCAAGUUAAAGUGACAAUGUGCAAUGCUAAUGAGAGUGAUGCGCAACUCGUGAAUUCCUCGAAAGAUGGUUUGUAUGAAAUUUCAGCAACUGAAAUACAGCGUUUCAUCAUUAAGUUCAAUUGUUCACAUAAGAGUCGAGUGAGACGUAGUUCUGGAAAGAGGGACUACCAAAUGGAUUUAUUCAUCUAUGCAGAUAAAGGGAGCACUUCUAAAAAUAUCACUAUA